ACCCAAAGAGCUGCGCUUUGGACUCAGCGUUGAGAUUGAUUCACUUUAACCUGUGCAGAGCCCCAGCUUCCUCCAAGGAGGAAGCCAGGCAAGCAGUGAAACAUGAACGGAAGAGUGGAUUAUUUGGUCACUGAGGAAGAGAUCAGUCUUACCCGAGGCCCUUCAGGGCUGGGCUUCAACAUCGUCGGUGGGACAGAUCAGCAGUAUGUCUCCAACGACAGUGGCAUCUACGUCAGCCGCAUCAAAGAGAAUGGGGCUGCGGCCCGGGAUGGGCGGCUCCAGGAGGGUGAUAAGAUCCUCUCGGUAAAUGGUCAAGACCUAAAGAACUUGCUGCACCAGGAUGCUGUAGACCUCUUUCGUAAUGCAGGCUAUGCUGUGUCCCUGAGAGUGCAGCACAGGUUACAGGUGCAGAAUGGACCUAUAGGACAUCGAAGUGAAGGAGAGCCAAGUGGUAUUCCUAUAGCUACGGUGCUUGUGCCAGUGUUUGCCCUCACCAUGGUGGCAGCCUGGGCCUUCAUGAGAUACCGGCAACAACUUUGAAAAGCUUGUUUCUUCCCAUGCUCCCAGUGAAGACAAAUUUCCUCACCCUCCUUCCCUGCCAUUCUCCCAUAUCUUUUCCUCUCUCUGUGUAGCCAACACAUGAUUUAAAGUGACUGAUACCCAUCUUGUUAUUCAGUCUCCAAAUCUUCAUAUUCUAAUGGGAGAGUAAAAGUAUUGUUUGAAGGAAAGCUGAAGAAAAGACUUACUUAGAACAAAUGAGGAGUUAUAUAUUUUACUAGGACUGCCAAUAGAAAUUCAGCUACCACCCAAAGAGGGAAAGGUCCAGUCUUCCUGUCACCAUGGGUGAUACUUUUUUCUUAGCUGGCAUGCCUUAAAGACCAGCUGUGUGAAAUGAGAGGAAGAGAGGAUUUUUCUUUUUAAUGAACUUCCUUGGGAAGUUUUUGUGGCCUUAUUUAAUUUCUGACUACAUACCUAGGUGCCUAUAUUGGACAAAGGACAAUGAGAAGAGCAUUUUUACUUUUUUUAAAAAGCAAAUACACAUACACACAUACAUAUGCAUAUAAAAUAGUAUAUUGGUGAUGCCUUAUAGAGAAUUAAAGAGGUGAAAGAAUCACUCUGUGGUUUCUAGGUUUCUGAUCUAAGGGAUGAUCUUAACUGAAGAAUUUGGAGAGGUGAUUAUGGAGCAUAUAUAAUAGGAACAAGGGAGUGAGCCUUAAAAGAACAUGUUCUAUCUGAAUCAUUAAAAAAGUGACUGAAGCAACUAAUUGAAAAUCUUAGAACAAUAUUUCUUCUCACAAUAGCUAUGGUAAAGUUGAGGUAAAUUGCCAUAAUCCACCUCUGCUCAAGUCAAUCUGCUCAAAAAACUUUUGAGGUAUAAAGAUAAAUCUUACCAAUCUCUGGGUACUCUAGUGACUUUUUUGGUAACUCUCAGUCCUGUAAAGGAUCAGCUGAAAUGGUUGUGGUCAGAUCUAUACUGGUGGAGCUAAAUCAACCCAGUGAGAAAACUGUAAAGGGACAAAAGAUAGUGCCUACAAGGUGGCACCUAAACCUUCUCAGGCUAUCUACCAGUCUGGUUUCUAGUAACAGGCAAAACCUGAGAAGGAACUGCCUCCCUGGCAGGUUGGUCACGAAAUCACCUCUGCUUCUGAUUUAGUUGAGAGGGCCUGGAUUACUCAUUUUUUUGAAAGGCUCUAAAUACUGAUUAAGACUUUUAAUUAAUAGACCAUUUUGCAGGGGGAAAAAGAGGGGUUUUUUUGUUGUUGUUUUACAAGGUAGGGAAAUUUGGAAGGUGUUUCAUGGGGAAAGCCUGAGAGAAGGAUAUGGAUGAAUGGACGCUAGGGAAAACUAGGGAUAUUGAUAAGGUGGGAACCAUUCUGUUCAUGUGGUAUUUAAGGUUGGUUUUAAAGCACUAAGGAUAGCUGAACCAAGGCUAAUUUUCUAGCUUUAAGAAAAUCAUUUGCAUUCUCCAAAUCUACUGGCCAGGCUGUAGGCCUUAUCUAAUUUUGACAGCAAUAUUAUGUGCACUUUCCCUCAGGCAAUCAAUUGUACCGAAUUUUUAGAAUGACAGUCUAGUAAUCAUUUAACAAAUGUUGAUUGAACAUCAGCUUUGUUAAGAUCCUUUUAAAAAGAAGUAAAAUGCAUACCCUCUAUCCUAAAGGGCUUUUAGUUCCAGUUGAGAAGAGAAUACUUAAAAUGGAAUUAGCCACGUAGGCUGGGCAAUGUUAAGUCGGUGUCAAGUUUAUAUUGCAGACAGCAAAAGAGAAAAGUUACUGAGAAUUGGGGCACUUGAGAAAGUUCCAUGGAGGAAGGGAACUCAUAGAGGAAGAACUCUUGAGGAUCUCAGUCUAUUUAAGAGAAUUCAUAAAAGGGUGAAAAGUUAAAAGUACAUCAUCAGGUUAAGUAAUAAUUAAAAAACAAUAAUAAAAGAAAUAGUAUUAUGCAGAACAUGCAGCAACAAAGAAGAUAUGCAGACAACCAUCACUUUUUUUUAAAAAGAAAUUCAGAGGUAGAAAGCUGUCACAUAUAUGGCAUCAGGCUAGAUUGGAAAAGGAAGCCUUUUAAAAAAUAAAAGGUUCAGAAAGAACUUGCCUCUGGGUCAACUGUUGGUACAGAGAAAAACAUGCUUUAGAUAAUCGUGAUAUAACUUAUGCCUUUCAGCCUGAACUAAUCAGUUUCUUUGAGAUUCACUUAGACAACUGGACUCAUUGUAGGUUCUGCAGAGAAACACUGACAGUGUUCCAGUUCUCACAUCAAGUAGCCCCACAAUGGAGGCAGCAACCUGUAGUGCCCUCCCUAUAUCUGAAGACACCUGCAGAGAUUCUGCAGUGGGUCUGCUUAUCACCCAGGAUUCUCCUCAGGGCUUGGACAUUAACUCCUGAGAGGACUUUGAGACAUACAAAGUGAAGCAAAUGGCAAGCAAGAAAGAAAGCUAUUUAGUUUUUUGUUCACUGGUAUGUGUAAAUAAAAAAAAUAAAUAAACCUAUCACAUCAUUGGUAGAAGUUUUGCUUUGGUUGAUAAUAGGAAUUCUGAUGCACUUUCAUAAUUCAGGUUUUCUCAGAAAUUAAACAGCAUUUGAAGACCAAUAUAUAAAGUUUUAGGCAGGUAUGCUAUUCAAUUACAUUUUUCUGAUUCUGUGGAAAAUAAGUUAUAGAUGAGGUAUCAGAAUCCAUUAUAUGUUGUAAAAAAUUCAUGCUCUUUAUAGAUUGAAUCCAAUAUUCAUUCCUACCACUUUAUAGAUUGUAUCUAAUGUUAUUACCACCUAAAUUAUUAUGUUCAAAGUUCUGCAAAUUGAAUGAAGGCAUUUUUAAGGCACUCUACUUAAAACAUUUCUCUAUCAUUCUUUAUUAUAUAUAUAAUUCUAAUAAGAUAUUGUUUACUUCAAUUGUCUCUAUUUUCUUUUCCUGCAAAGUUUCAACUUCUUUACUAUGAAUUUAACUUAAUUGCACCAUCUAGUCAUGUAUAGUGGAAAAGGGAAGUUUGUAUUUAUUAUUGCAUUCUGUGCCAGGGACUGUACCAAACCCUGAUUGAGUGUACACUAUUUGUUCAUGCCUCACAACUCUGAGAUCUGAGUGUUGUUAUAAAGAGACUAAAGAUGAAAGAAUAAAUUAAGGUUACAUAGGUGGUAAUAAUAGGAUCAGGACUGAAAUUCAGAUUCAGGUGCCAGCAUCGAUAAUAUUUCUUCACUGGCAGUGGUUCUUAAAGUGAGAUCUCUGGACAAAAACAUGAGUAUUACCUGGGAACUUGUUAGAAAACCAAAUUUGGGGGCUUCAUCCCAGACCUAUUGAAUCAGAAACUCUGAGCAUGGCACCCAGUCCCUCCAGGUGACUCUGAUUUACACAAUUGUUUAAGAUUUACUCUCUGUGCCAAUAGUUGUUCCCUUCUCUCUAAUGUCCAGGCUGCACCUCAAACCAAUUAAAUAGGAAUCUCUGGGGGUGGGACUUAGGCAGCUGUAAAAUAAAGUUCAUCAGGUGACUCCAGUGUGCAGCCUUAGUUGAAAAUAUUCUGUGGCAUUUAAACCUCAACUCUAUUUAAGUUAUUAAAUUACAUACAGACAUUGCUUCAGCCAAAUAAAUGAACUUCACCUGGGCCUUUUCAGAGCCCACCUCUCAGCUUCUGCCCCAAGUGUAGAUAUGAAAUAAGAAGUGCAACAUUCUUUCACUCCUGAUUUGCUACGGACAUCAAUCUCCAGCAAAAUGUAUGAUUAGUGAGUGUUUCAGUUUGUGCAUCGAUUACAUUAGGACCAAAUCAUAGAAUGUUGAAGCUAAAAGGGAACCAGAAAGAUUAUAGGAUGAGUCUGUCUUAGAAAUGAGAAAAUCAAGGCUCCUCCGGAGAGGUGAGCUUUCAUGAUCAAAUUUAGUCUGUGGCAGAGGUUCCCUUUCUGUCUCAUAUUUAUGUCUUGAAUGUAUCCACUACAUGAAUACAUGCAAAAUUUUUUUUUAUCUCAGUCUACUUCCGUCUUCUUUCUUUGAGCCUUGAAUAAAGACCAGAAGAACUGAUUGACUGCUGAAGGGUAUUGCAAGCAUCAUUAUUGGAAUUGGGAGAUUCCACAGAACAAUCUGAGACCUAAUGUCAAAUCCAAUCAGAGGAAUUCUGAGAUUAAUUCCUAUAGUUCUAAACUAGAGACAUGUUUUUUGAUGGUGGAUGUUGUUUUUAUUGUGUAAAUAAGCAGUUUUAAAAUAUAUUUAAAGAAAUGAAACAACAUAAGGAACUAUAGGCUGUCAAGUAUGUGGGAAAGUGGGGUUCGUGUAGUCUCAUGUAGAGCCAAUAAAGAUUUUAUUCUUGUCAA
This is a messenger RNA of Cynocephalus volans (Philippine flying lemur), 4787 nucleotides long. RefSeq names its product synaptojanin 2 binding protein (gene SYNJ2BP). Gene Ontology annotation, biological process: cell-cell adhesion; receptor localization to synapse; receptor clustering. The coding region runs from base 103 to 540 and encodes 145 amino acids. NCBI's taxonomy places the organism in Eukaryota, Metazoa, Chordata, Mammalia, Dermoptera, Cynocephalidae. Gene Ontology annotation, cellular component: neuron projection; basolateral plasma membrane; postsynaptic density membrane. Gene Ontology annotation, molecular function: protein binding. The transcript has 4 exons. The record is from RefSeq and is a predicted model, not a curated record.